This is a messenger RNA of Morchella sextelata, 4044 nucleotides long. RefSeq lists its product as uncharacterized. Bases 1 to 4044 code for a protein of 1347 amino acids. Lineage: Eukaryota; Fungi; Ascomycota; Pezizomycetes; Pezizales; Morchellaceae. The transcript has 3 exons. The record is from RefSeq and is a predicted model, not a curated record.
AUGGAGCCCGUGGAAUGGUCCCGAAUGAUGGCGGAAAUCUUCUUCGCGCACCAGGACCCGCUGGGCGAGCUGCAGAAGUUUAGGCACCAGGUACCGCCGUUUGUGCUGCGGACGUUUUGCGACAACACGGCCGCGCAGAGCGCGGGGCAGCAGCAGAUGUGGAUCUAUAAUCAGAACCAAAUCCCCACAUGCGUCGUCAACACCAUCACAACCCCCAACAGCGACCCCGCCACCCUCAUCGUCUACCGCCCCGCCAGCCGCGAGUUCACCCAGCGCCGCUGGACCGAGUGCUUCGGCUCCGACGCCAUCUACAGCCGCUUCUUCGACAACCUGACACCAACCCGCUACAUGCGCGAGGGCUUCGCAAAGUUCGAGCUGCUGCAGCACGUCGACCGCGACAUCUUCCAGGGCCUGGUCGACCCCAUCUGGCAGAUCCAGUCGCUGCAGCCCACGGGCUCCGUCACGCUGCGCCGCGACGACGUCUGGGCCCUCCGAAAGGCCCUGCACCUGAUGACGGGCCUGCACGCGCGCGACCGCACGAUGCACCUGCUGGCGCAUGCGCCCGAGAUGGAGGACGCGCGCGUGCGCAGGAAGCGCUUCAUUGAGGCGCGGGCGAUGGAGCAUCCGCGCGACGUGUGGCUGUACAAUGCGGAGCAGACGCUCAAGACGCCGCACCACGAGGUGCACAUGAACACCGGCAUCUUCGACCUCGACCGGGAGGACUACCGUGUCAACGCGCGGGAGCGCUUCUUGGUGCUGUGGGAGGCGGGGCCCGGGGAUGAGUUCAUCCUGACGGAGAACGGGUUUGGCGGCUUCGAGGGCGGCCAGAUUGGCGCGAGGCAGGACUCAAUCAUCAAUAUGGGCUCGAGGGAGCUGGAGCAGCACAUGUACACGCGGGACUUUAUGUGGCACCAGCUGUACGUGCUGUCGCCGACGCUGGUGGCCGCGCUGUGCCACGGCACGCUGAUGCAUCCGGACCUGACCCGCGCGCAGAGGAAGCGGUGGGGGCUGCGGAGGUCGCUGCUGGAGAACCUGCCGCACGAGGUGGCGCCAAAGUACUACAAGGACAUGGCCAAGGGCGAUGCGUCGUUCCUGAAGCCCGGGUUCCCGAUCCCGCAGGACGUCGAGCGCGCGUUCGGCGCGAAUGUGUCGCUGGAGAAGCGCAAGGCCGACGAGAUCCCGUUCCCGGUGCAGCGGCUGUCCCCUAAGCAGGUCAGCAUGGUCAACAGCGUUCUGCUCCACAACCAGCAGAACGGGCCCGUGGUCAGGUCUGUGUGCUGCAAGUCACCGCCUCAAUAUCAGUCGCUCUACAACUCGCUCGUCAUGUUCCAGCAGCAGCCGUGGGACAAGUACUCGGCCGAGGAGCAGAACGACUACACGCUGCUGACCGAGCGCCUCCGCGUCUUCCUGCAGCCCGCAGCGGUCCCCGAGCCCCUCGCAGCCCAUCUCCAGUACGCCCAGCAGCAGCAGCAGCAGCAGCAGCAGCAGUUCACGCACCAGCUCCCGCCGCACCAGCUGCACCAGAUGCCCACCAUGCCCAUGUCCAUCCCCAUGCAGCCGCCCGCCAUGCCCGCCGACCCGCGCCGCCUCUUCGCCGCCGCCGCCGCCGCCGCCGCCGACCGCUCCAUGACAAUGCCCGAGGUGCCGCGCUACGAGCAGCAGCCCAUCCACGAGAUCCGCCCCACGCAUCUGCGCGCAAACAGCCAGAUGUCGCAUUCAUCCCAUACCUCGUCCUUCCCGUCCUCGCAGUCGUCGCAGACCUACUCCUCCGCCUCCAGCCAGACGUCGAGCAGCAGCGCCACAAGCAUCGAUGCCCCCCGCUUCGACGCCAAGGCUGCACCUCCGCCACCGCCACCACCACAACCCUCCGCACCCGCACCCGCACCCGCGCCCGCACCCGCACCUGCCGCACGUGAGCCAAAGUCGCGCCCCCAGUCCCCCGCCCGCAAGACGGAGAAGCCCCGCAGGACAAACUCGCAGACAGAGAACGUGCCCAGCAAGCCGGUGAAGCCGACGCAGCAGCCGCCCAAGGUGGCGAACAUCGUCAUCGAGCACACCGUGCAGGAGAUCCAGGAGCGACACAGAGGCCGCCAGGCGUCGAGAUCGGACCCGCCGCCGCCACUCCCGCAGAUGAAGGUUAGCCCGGUUCCGGACCGUGUCGACUUGACGGCGUCGAAGCCGAAGCCGAGACACCAGCAGGAGCAGCAGGGCAAGGCGCAGGAGCAGAAGUCGCAGCCGCAGACGCAGACGCAGCCACAGCAGAGGCAGCAGUCGCAGCCGCCGGCUCAGCAGAAGUCGCAGCCCCAGCAGCAGCAGCAACAGCAGUACCAGAAGCCGCAACCACAGAAGCAGCAGCAGCAACAACCUCAGCCAAUGCAGCAGCAGCAGCCAAUGCAGCAGAGGUUCCAGCCCCCGCCGCAGGUCCAGCAGCAGCAGGCCCCCCUCCCCCAGCCCCUGCAGCAGAAGGCCAGUGUCCUCCCCGAGCGCCCCAUGUACGUCAUGGACGUCAUGGACCCCAUGCGGCCCUUCCAGCCCGAGCACGAGCGCAACGAGCCCCUGCCGCAGUGGAACUUUGGCGGCGUCGAGCUGCAGGGCCACCAGUACGACAGCGGUCUCCCCGAGUCGCGUGCCCACUCCCAGCAGUCCCAGCGCAGCGCAAGCAUGUCCAACGAGCGCUCCUCCCAGGGCAGCGAGCACGUCCGGCAGCGCCAGUACGAGACCGAGCGCCAGUACGAGGUGCUCAUGCAGGACCUGCAGUCCCACCCGCAGCCCUGCGACCGCAACUCCCAGACCAGCGAGACCGCCAGGCGCCAGCAGUACGACAACCCGCGCCCGGAGCUUGGCCAGAUCCAGAGGCCCAUCCCGCCCACCGAUCGCCACAGCGCCGACACCGUCUCUUCCCGCGGACGCCCAUACGAGCCGCCAAGGCCGGAGCAGGGCCAGAUCCAGCGCCCCCUCCAGCGUCCCAGCCCCGUGGCUGACGGCAGCCGCAAGGUCGAGCAGUCCCAGCCGAUGAGGAACACUGCCUCCCACGAGCGCUCACACCAAUACGAGCCCAAGGCGGAGCAGCAGCAGCAGCAGCAGUCCCAGCCCAUGCGCAGCACCGGCUCCCACGACCGCGCCCACCAGUACGAGCCUAAGCAAGAGCAGCAGUCCCAGCCAAUGAGGAACACCAUGUCCCACGACCGCUCCGAGCACGCCCGCCAGCGCCAGUACGAGUUCGAGCUCCUCAAGCCCGAGCAGUCGAAGCCGCCCCCGGUCCCAGCACACAAGACCCCGCCCCAGAUCCUCAAGCCGCAGGCACAGCGUCCCGUCAACACCAACACCUCCACCGAUGCCCCCGCAGCCGUCGAGGAAUGCCGGGGACGUCCAUCAUACGAGAUUGUCACCCCGGAGGGACUCCAGCCGCAGCAGCAGCCGCAGCCGCAGCGCAGUGCAAACAGCUCCAGCGAGCGCCAGAUGCGUCCUGGUGUCGAGAUAGUCCGCCCACACGCCCUUGAGCCGCGCUCAAACCUGCAGCCGCCAUCGUCGUCGGCGCAGCAGCAGAAGCCGCAGUAUGGUGAUAAUGUGAAGGUCAAGCAGCUCCGCUUCGAGGCGACCCUCACACACAAGCUCUCAAACAUGAGCCUCGACGGGUCCAUGAUCGUGCAGACGGGCGACGACAACGAGACCGACAUGAGCGGCAGCGAGAGCGGGAGCGAGGACGACGAUGAUGAUGAUGGCGAGACGACCGAGGGCGAGGGCGAGGAGGAGGAGGAGGAGGAAGACGACGCUUGGGAGGACGAGGGCUUCGCCGAGUCCGAGGAGCUCACGAAGCCGAAGAGUACCAAGCCGCAUGUUCGCUUCGCGGAUAGGCCGUUGUCGCGGACGGGGAUGCGCGGCGUGCCCGUGCAUGUUGAGCGGCCGCUGUCGAGGCUGGGCGGCAGAAGGGUGGAGAUUGUGAGGCCGUUGUCGAGGAAUGGCCAGCGUGCGAGCAUGGGGUUGGGCCUGGGGUUGGGAGCAGCGAGGAUGGCGCACGGACAUGGACACCAUGCACAUCGUUGA